Molecule: messenger RNA, 684 nt
Organism: Selaginella moellendorffii
Lineage: Eukaryota; Viridiplantae; Streptophyta; Lycopodiopsida; Selaginellales; Selaginellaceae
Exons: 1
Coding region: 51-668 (205 amino acids)
Source: RefSeq, a predicted model, not a curated record
UUGUGGGUCUCGCAUUCCUGGUGUAUCAAGUAUUCUUGCUUGAGUGAUUCAUGGCGUGGAUGGCUAUGCCCACGACGGUGCUCAACAAUCAUCCUCCGUUACUGCUCCCCUCAUUGCUUGAAGCUCUCAAGAGAACCGGCGAGGAGCGUGUCGCUGCGUUUCACUUCCCAGGCCACGGCCUCAGCGCCUCUUCGAUUUCCAAGCUUCUCGGAGCUCAACUCUUCCAGUUUGAUCUCCCGGAGCUGCCAGGCCUGGCCACAAGAAGCCAUAGCCGAAGCGCAGCAAAUGAUUUCGGAGCUGGGUAUUCGUGGUUCUUGGUAAACGGCUCUAUGUGUGGAAUUCAAGCGGCGGUGAUGAGCUGCUGCAAGCGAGGAGACGUUUCAAUCCUCCCCACGUUUCAGCAUUCUCAGCCAUGGUUCUUGCUGGAGCAAUGCCUCACUAUGCUCUUCCUUGUUACGAGAGGCUGCAAGAUUGUAAAGCACGAGAGAAUUUGCAAGUGCCUUCGAACCUUGCAAAGCUCCAGUCCGAGUUACCAUCUCUUGGCCUCUCUCGAUGCCGCAAGGGACCAGAUGAGUUGUGCAGCAAGCGAUGACCAUCCAGCGUUUGAUACAGCUCUGGAGCUGGCUUCCACAGCUCGACGACGCCUGAAAGAAAGCCAGAAGUUUUAGUCCUUGAUAGAGAAAA